Molecule: messenger RNA, 4595 nt
Organism: Oryzias melastigma (Indian medaka)
Lineage: Eukaryota; Metazoa; Chordata; Actinopteri; Beloniformes; Adrianichthyidae
Gene: smcr8a
Product: Smith-Magenis syndrome chromosome region, candidate 8a
Exons: 3
Coding region: 496-3285 (929 amino acids)
Cellular component (GO): guanyl-nucleotide exchange factor complex
Molecular function (GO): GTPase activator activity
Source: RefSeq, a predicted model, not a curated record
UCCGGAGAGGGAGGAGCUUGGUCACAUGACCAAGCGCCGUCCAGCUGACAAACAUGGCGUCUAUCUAUGUAUGAGAGCGCUGCUGUCUGAAAAUCGACGUUUGUGUGGAUCAGCGCGACGCACUUCACCCCUGUCCUGAAAAUCACGAUGGACGGGAGACUCGGACUCAGGAACAGAUGGAAAAGAGGGAUGGACGCUCUGCCCUGAUGCCGCUUUUCCUGUUUCCCUUUCUGCAGAGAAGGGAUGAUUUGCUGCCUGUUGGAACGCGGAUCUUGGCGCUACAAAGCUGCGUUUAUUAUACGAGCUACAAACUUUUAAUUUAGACUCAUGCAAAGGAGCUGAUUGUAUGUCUGUGUUCUGAUAGUUCUGUAUUGAUGCCUGAGCCCAGUGUUCCGAUGGUUCUCAUCACACCUCCAGGAGAGAGAUGUGUGAAGAUCUGAGCACCAUGACCACUCUCAGCAGACUUUCUGUGGUUCUGUACUGGCGGGUUUCUUGAUGACUGUCAGUGGUGCUGCUGUCUCUAAUGCCUUUCCUGGCAACACCACUAUGAUCGGCUCCCCGGACGUGGUGGCUUUCACUAGAGAGGAUGAGUAUGGCCUGGCUAGUCCAGACCCGUCUACUCUCCCAGAGGAGUUUUCAGUUCCUCUUCACCCGCUGGCUGACCCCAACCCAUGGGCCAAAACCUCUUAUGCCAAAUUCACCAAAGAUUUCAUCCUCAUCUCCGAGUUCUCCGAGCAGGUUGGUCCUCAGCCUCUCCUCACCAUCCCUGAUGACCCUAAAGUGUGUGGCACCUUCGAUCUCAACUACUUCUCCCUGCGCAUCAUGUCCGUGGACUACCAAGCCUCCUUUGUGGGCCACACGCCUGGGAGCGGCUAUCCGAGGCUUAGCUUCGUGGAAGACUCCAGGGUGGUGCUGGGGGACUCUAAAGAGGGGGCGUUUGCUUAUGUCCAUCACCUUACCCUUUACGACCUGGAAGCCAGGGGCUUCGUGCGACCUUUCUGCAUGGCCUACGUUGCAGCGGAUGAGAAGAAAAUCAUGCUGCAGUUUCAAGAGUUAUCCCUCCGCUUCUCACAGGCUUCAGAGUGCCUGAAAGCCGGGAACAGGAGAGCAUUCGCCAAAGAACUCCAGAGGAAACUCCAGGACCUCGAGUACACUCACUCUGUCCUGCAGAAGGAGGAGGGUAUCCAGAGGGAGGCGGGGCCUCAGAGCAUGUACUCUGCCCACGCCGUGGAGAAGGCCAACGAACUGGCAAACGUGGAAAAGAGCAUCUACGAGCACAGGGACCUGCUGAAGCAGAUCAGCUCCUACCACCGGCGUCAGCGGCGCGACCCGUACGCCGUCAGCUGCCAGAAGUGCGUGGCCGAGUGCUUGAGUGAGUGCGAGGAGCUUUUAGACAAAUACGCCAAGCUUGCCAGCCCCUUCAGCUACAGCCAAAAAGGGCUGAUGGGAGAGGGAGGUGACGAUGGCGAAGGUGAAGAGGAUGGAGACAAUGAAGACAAACCGUCCUACACGCCGCAGCUGAUCAAAGGCAAAUCUGCCAAGUGUUUCGACAAACGCUUGAAGACCCUGCAGGAGUUGUGCGAUGAAACGUUCUACGAGGCCACCGUGGAGCUGCUGAAGGAGACUGAGAAGAGUUUCCGGGGGGAACUGUGUUGCCUACACACCCGCCGCUUGGACAGAGCGCUGCGCAGGAAGCACAAAGUGGUCAACUUCCUGUUUGAGGAGGAUCUGGACGACCAUGAGAGUGAAGACGAAGCCGGAAGACUGAGACCGUUCUGCGCUGUGAAUCAUUCCAUUGAUAACUGUGUGCAGCUGGUUCCGCCUCACAUCGUCCUCGCAACUGAAGCGGUGGACAUGAGUCAAGCAGAACAUCCAGGCCUCGUUGAUGUGGCGUUUGAGGCCAGUGCUGCUCAGGAGCUCGGAGCCGUGGAGAGCUAUCUGGAGUCCUCCGCCUCUGAUCAGACUUUAGAGACUCAGGAGAGCUCGGAGGAGACAAAAGGAAGCUUCAGCAGCGACAGAAGUGGAGUGGAUCAAGCUGAGAAACGAGAAAGUUCUGAUCCGACACCUGAUCAGAACACUGACAUGGAGCGGGAGAGCAGCAGUGAUGACAUGGAGACUACUGCAGGAGAGGAUGAGGGUGAGACCGAGGAAGACCGGACGCCUGUGUCCUUGUUGGAAGUGGCUUCUGAGCUGGAUGCGUGUAAGGAGGAUGAGUGCGAGCUGGUGUCUGAGCCGCCGGUUCCACUGGACUCUACAUGCUGCAUCGCCCAGGAGGGCUUCCUCUACGAGGCGUCCGGCCCUCACGCUGUGUCAUGUCGGGAACAUGUAGAGCUCCCUGAAACGCUGGUGGUCAACCAGGAGCCCCACGCCCUCCUCCCGCUCCAGGGCGACUACACUGUGGGGUCUCUGAGCUCAGGAAGCCCUGCAGCUGGGCUGGAGCUUCCUGUGGAGAUCUUUGGAGAUGCAGUUUCCCAGACGUCCGCAGAGGACGGGUCAGACUGCACCAUGAGCGCUUCCACUGGGUCCGAUCGAGCCGCUUCGCCUGUCGGCUUUGGGGGCAUGGCGACCCUCCGGGAGAAGAAAAAGGCUGCUCAAAGCACCUUGAGGUUUGUGCGUCAGUAUCCCUUCUCCAUGCAGGCUCUGUGGUGUCUGCUGAGCGGCAGGACUCUGGUGGUCCUCGGGGCGGAUGAGGGGAGAGUCCGCCGCCUGGUUGCUGCUCUAACUCUGUUUGUGCCGGCCGCUGGGAAGUGUGGGGAGCGGGUCCAAGCCUGGCUGUCAUGUCCCUUCACCCUCACAGACCUGCAGAGAUGGAAACUCAUCGGACUACAAAGAAUUGCAUCCCCCGUGGGCUCCAGCAUGAUCCACUCGCUGUCCCGCUACAGCCGCUACAUCUCCAUUCUAGAUGUUGACCAGAAGACCUUGCGCUGCCCUCCGUACCGCGGCCGCCUGCUCGCCAACAUCGCCGACCACCGCACCUUCAUCCGCCGGGGCUCCACCUACCUCCUCCACAUUCAGAGCACACUGUGCCGCCUGGCCGCCAAGGCCUUCCUGCUGGCCUUCACCCACCACCUCCACCUGCCGGUCAGCUCCACGGAGGGGCCCGAGGACGUGGAGGCCCGGCGGCGCUGUUUCCUGCAGGAGCAGCUGGGGUUGGAUGAGGAGGACAGUCAGAUUCUGCUGCACCUCGGCCGCCUCAUCACUCAGCAGUACCUGCAGCCCCCCAGCACUGCUGCAGCCCCAGCUUUCAGUUUUAAUUACACCACCAGCGUUUUAUACAAAAUCUGAUGCUCCCAUCGUGGGUUUUUACUGUUCUCUGGAGUUUUAUGAAGCUUUCUGCUUUGCUGGUUUUCUGAGACGGAGGGAUUCUGAAUGUCCUGGACUGCUUCCUUCAUGCUUACAUCACAGCGCAGAUGAACCCGGCUCCGUGCCUGUCAGCAUUUUUUUUUCUUCUUCUUUCACUUCCACUGUAAAAUGGAAAAAACAGUCACUUGUGUGUCUGCGAUCACUGAACACAUCAGUGUUGGUCUGACUUCUGCUCACUGGUACAGUUCCAGUUCAGAGUCAUCACUCAGCAGCUUCAGUACAAUCUAAACCAUAAGACAUUUUUGCAUCUGCACCGUUUGCUGAUCAUUUCUGAGAAGUCAUUUCUGGCAACCUGAUUGGCUGGUUACAGCACUUCCCUCCAAGUUCUUUGGUUUCCACUUUAAAACUCGAUGGCACAUUCCUGCAGAUGAAUGUUUGUUUUGAUCUGAGGAUUUCUGAAUUUUCGCCUGAACUGAUUUGAAGGCUUCAGAUUUGACUCCGCCUCCCUUCAGUCCUCGUUUAUGAGCUCGUGUCCAGUGUUACUCUCAUCAGGACCAGCAGCUACGACCAAAACCGCCACCAAUAACUGCUGCUGGUGGGCAUUUUCAUGUAUAUUAGCCACACGAUAGAUUUGAAAGCAUAUGAACUUCAAUGUAUUGAACUUCACUGUUGUCCUUAAGUUGCGUGAGUGUCGUGGUGUCAGCAUGAGACCGUCUUGUGCUCGGGUGAUCACUGUGUUGGUAACGUUUAUUGUAUUAAGAUGAACAGACUCGCCGAGGAAAGCAUCUUUUUAAUGUUACAGCUCUUUUAUUCUUUCCAGUGCCAUUAAAAUAAUCUUAAUUUAGUUUAAUAAUCUAUUUUAUUUUAUGUCACUAAUGAGCACUUUUAUUUUGUCGGGUCCUUUCUUUUAUGUUCUAGUUCUGUCAGUGAAACUGUACGGAUUUGACUUGUAGCUGUAAGCAGAAGGUCAAAUCAAAUGAACGCAUCACACUACAAGCAAAGAUUUCAACAACAAAGGUCAACUUUAAAAAGAAAAAAAGUUUUGUUUCACUUUUUGGCAAAAAUGCAGCAUGUGAAUUCUUUGUUUAAGGUGUUGCAGCAUCUUUUUAAUGUCGUGCUAAUGCAAAAAAACAUGAAUGUAACCUGAGAAAGCCAUACCACAGUGUGCUUAACAUGUUGUCACCUAGUGUCCUUACUGUGUUGCCAUUGUCAUGUUUUAGUCAUCUUUGCUGCUUCAGCCCUGCAGGAUGACCAUCAUUUCCAGUGAUUUUAAUAAAGCAUGAAUACUCUGA